CCAGGACAGAUGAGGAAGAAAUGAGCAGUGUCUUCUCUCCCAGUGUUUCCUCCACACAUGAAGUCAUGGACUGUGAAGGUAUGAAGGUGUGGCGACGUCUUCAUAUCAGACGCACACAGACACCAGGAUAGAUGCGGAAGAAAUGAGCAGCGUCUUCUCUCCCAGUGUUUCCUCCACACAUGAAGGUGGAAAGUGUCUGUAAGUCGACCUGAGAUGAGUUCAGCAGGUGUGGACUCUGCUAUGAAUCUGGGUGAGGACAGAGAGAAGGGAGUCCCUCCCUCUAAAACCACUCUGUGUGGGGAACAUGACAGCCAGACCAAAGCUCAGAGAUCAGACUCUCCUGAACCUGAACCUGAACCUGGACCCAGCUGUGUGUCUUUCAAGAGUGACCUGUCUAUGGAACGACCACUUACGUUCAAAGAUGGACGCCCCUCUAAUCAACAGGUCCAACAUGAGAGACCAGACUCUCCUGAACCCAGCUGUGUGUCCCUCAAGAGUGACUGGUCUAUGGAUCGACCUUUAGGGUUUAAAAAUGAAACGCAUUAUGAUAGUCCAAGGAUCCAACAGCAGACACCAGACUCUCCUGGACUUGGACCUGGACCCAGCUGUGUGUCCUUCAAGAGUGACUGGUCUAUGGAUCGACCUUUAGGGUUUAAAGAUGAAACGCAUUAUGAUAUUCCAAGAGUUCAGCAGCAGAGAUCAGAGGUUCGAAUUGGUCAGUCUGCCCAGCAGCGUCAAACACACCUGGACUCUGUCUUGAUGCUGCUGGAGGAGAACAUUAUCAGUUUUGUGAAGAACGAGCUGAAGAACAUCCAGAAAGUUCUGAGUCCAGAUUAUCCAGAAUGCUUAGAGAAUCAGAGUGAGGAUGAGGAGGUGUUGGACGGCAGCAGAGAGGCGUUUCUGAAGAUCACACUGAACUUCCUGAGGAGGAUGAAGCAGGAGGAGCUGGUCGACUGUCUGCAGAGCAGGACUGUUGCUGCAGUGUGCCGACGCAAACUCAAAUCAAACCUGCACAAGAAGUUCCAGUGUGUGUUUGAGGGGAUCGCUAAAGCAGGAAACCCAACCCUUCUGAAUCAGAUCUACACAGAGCUCUACAUCACAGAGGGAGGGACUGCAGAGGUCAAUGAUGAACAUGAGGUCAGACAGAUUGAAACAGCCUCCAGGAAAUCAGACAGACCAGAAACAACCAUCAGACAAGAAGACAUCUUUAAAGCCUCACCUGGAAGAGACAAACCAAUCAGAACAGUGAUGACAAAGGGAGUGGCUGGCAUUGGGAAAACAGUCUUAACACAGAAGUUCACUCUGGACUGGGCUGAAGACAAAGCCAACCAGGACAUACAGUUCACAUUUCCAUUCACUUUCAGAGAGCUGAAUGUGCUGAAAGAGAAAAAGUACAGUUUGGUGGAACUUGUUCAUCACUUCUUUACUGAAACCAAAGAAGCAGGAAUCUGCCGGUUUGAAGAGUUCCAGGUUGUGUUCAUCUUUGACGGUCUGGAUGAGUGUCGACUUCCUCUGGACUUCCACAACAAUGAGAUCCUGACUGAUGUUACAGAGUCCACUUCAAUGGAUGUGCUGCUGACAAACCUCAUCAGGGGGAAACUGCUUCCCUCUGCUCGCCUCUGGAUAACCACACGACCUGCAGCAGCCAAUCAGAUCCCUCCUGAGUGUGUUGACAUGGUUACAGAGAUCAGAGGGUUCUAUGAUCCACAGAAGGAGGAGUACUUCAGGAAGAGAUUCAGAGAUGAGGAACAGGCCAACAGAAUCAUCUCCCACAUCAAAACAUCACGAAGCCUCCACAUCAUGUGCCACAUCCCAGUCUUCUGCUGGAUCACUGCUACAGUUCUGGAGGAUGUGAUGAAGACCAGAGAGGAAGGAGAGCUUCCCAAGACCCUGACUGAGAUGUACAUCCACUUCCUGGUGGUUCAGAUCAAAGUGCAGUACAUCAAGUAUGAUGGAGGAGCUGAGACAGAUCCACACUGGAGUCCUGAGAGCAGGAAGAUGAUUAAAUCUCUGGGAAAACUGGCUUUUGAUCAGCUGCAAAAAGGCAACCUGAUCUUCUAUGAAUCAGACCUUACAGAGUGUGGCAUCGAUAUCAGAGCAGCCUCAGUGUACUCAGGAGUGUUCACACAGAUCUUUAAGGAGGAGAGAGGACUGUACCAGGACAAGGUGUUCUGCUUCGUCCAUCUGAGUGUUCAGGAGUUUCUGGCUGCUCUUCAUGUUCAUCUGACCUUCAUCAAUUCUGGAGUCAACCUGAUGGCAGAAGAACAAACAGGCACUUCCCGGCUGUCUAAAGUCUUCAGAGACAAACCUAAACUAUCGCAUCUCUGCCAGAAGGCUGUGGACAAGGCCUUACAGAGUCCAAAUGGACACCUGGACCUGUUCCUCCGCUUCCUCCUGGGUCUGUCACUGCAGACUAAUCAGAAACACCUACAAGGUCUACUGACACAGAAAGGAAGUAGUUCCCAGACAGACCAGAAAACAGUCCAGCACAUAAAGAAGAAGAUCAGUGAGAAUCUCUCUCCAGAGAGAAGCAUCAAUCUGUUCCACUGUCUGAAUGAACUGAAUGAUCGUUCUCUGGUGAAACAGAUCCAACAGUACCUGAGUUCAGGACGUCUCUCCACAGAUAAAUUGUCUCCAUCUCAGUGGUCAGCUCUGGUCUUCAUCUUACUGUCAUCAGAAAAAGAUCUGGACGUGUUUGACCUGAAGAAAUACUCUGCUUCAGAGGAGGCUCUUCUGAGGCUGCUGCCAGUGGUCAAAGCCUCCAACAAAGCUCUGCUGAGUGGCUGUAACCUGUCAGAGAGAAGCUGUGAAGCUCUGUCCUCAGUUCUCAGCUCCCACUCCUCCAGUCUGAGAGACCUGGACCUGAGUAACAACGAUCUACGGGAUUCAGGAGUGAAGCUGCUCUCCAUUGGACUGCAGAGUCCACACUGUGAACUGGAAUCUCUCAGACUGUCAGGAUGUCUGGUCACAGUCGUAGGCUGUGCCGCUCUGGCCUCAGCUCUGAGCUCCAACCCCUCCCAUCUGAGAGAGCUGGACCUGAGCUACAAUCAUCCAGGAGAGUCAGGAGCUCAGCUGCUCUCUGCUGGAUUGAAGAAUCCACACUGGAGACUGGACACUCUCAGGAUGGACUAUGGUGGAGAACAGAGACUGACACCUGGUUUGAGAAAGUAUUUCUGUGAACUCACACUGGACACAGACACAGUUGACAGAAACCUCAAACUGUCCGACAACAACAGGAAGGUGACGCUGGUGAAAGAGGAGCAGCUGUAUCCUGAUCAUCCAGACAGAUUCGACUACUGUCAGCUGCUGUGUAGAAAUGCUCUGACUGGUCGCUGUUACUGGGAGGUGGAGUGGAAAGGGAAAGUUCAUGUUGCAGUAACUUACAGAGAAACCAGAAGGAGUGCAGACAGUAGUGAAAGCUCAGUUGGAGGAAAUAAUCAGUCCUGGAGUCUGAAAUGCGCCAAGGAUUGUUACUCUGUUUGGCACAAUAAGAGAAACGCAUUCCCCCCUUCCCCUUCCUCCUCCUCCUCUGGUAGAGUAGCAGUGUAUGUGGACUGUCCUGCCGGCACUCUGUCCUUCUACAGAGUCUGCUCUGGCUCACUGAUCCACCUCCACACCUUCAACACUACCUUCACUGAGCCUCUUUAUGCUGGGUUCAGGUUUGGGUUUAAGUCUGAGGCGUUGCUUGGUUCCUCAGUGACUCUGUGUUCACUGUAGGAAGAAGAAUCUGUCCUGUGUAUGAAAACACACGAUACUGACUGAGGACAGCUGCUGAAAUCACUGUCCAUAGUGUGCAUUGUCACACACAAACAACUUACACUGAUAACAUUGGUAUAUCUACAGAAUCACUUAAGAUCAAUUUUUGUUGUACGCAAAAAUGUUUCUUUGUAAAACUGGUUGGAUAACAUGGUUUUAUCAUCACAACUCAGCUGUUGUGAUCUCAGUGUUGCCAGCAGUAGAACACACUAAUAGUAAAAUCCUAAAGGUGUGUUUAAACCUGAAUAUCAUGAAUAAAAAUUCAUGUCAAUAUGGCCACUGGGGUGUUUGUAGCCAAAGCUAAUAUUACAACUUAGAGAAUGAGAGAGGUGUGGACGAUUCCAGUCGCCGCUCUGUGACCUCAGCUAAAUUUGCACUAAUUUAGGCUCUGGAGUCCAUUUUUCAAGUGUUGGUGGAGCUUUUUGUGGUUGGUGUUGGACAGUGGGCGUGUGUGGCUGCAAGUUACUAAUCAGGAUGAGGACAUCAACUCACCAGGCUGUGAACUCUCUUCCUGCAGACUUCUAGCUCACUUUUUGGUUUUAAAACAUAAACAUCAGUAAACAUUGAAAAAGGAUGGAGAAGAAUGAGCACCAGUGGAACUAGCAUCCGGUGAGCCGUUGUACAGGUGUUACGAAAUAAACUGGAUGACCUCCAUCAGUUUCCAACAGGAUAUCAGGAACUGUAACAUUCUUUGAUUCACUGAAACAUGAUUAAUCCUAGACAGCACCAUUCAACUAGGUGACUCUCUUUUUAUCUGCCGAUCUGACAGAACAGAGGACUCUGGGAGAAAAGAAAUGGGAGGCAUGGCUUUGCGGUGAAUAAGGACUGGUGUGAUGGUGAGAAUGUGAGCUGCUGUCCUGUUCCUGCUGUGGGUCACUGCUGUACACCAUUCAGAGGCAGCUGCAGAGCGGCGUUGCCCAUGUUCAGAAGGAGCGACCAUAUGGCGGCCUUGGUGAGGUCAAGAUGUGCGAACAGUUAAAUCAUUCCACAACCAGAAACCAUGGAUCACCAGAACCAUCUAGAAAUGUGCGAUUAUAAAGCAGCAGCCAAAAAUCGAAGAAGACCAAAAAAAGGACUAAAUUACAGUGGAGGUCAAAGGAGCUGAUGGAUUACAUUUUGCUGCAGUUAUAUGUCGUAUAUUCCAUGUGAUAAUAAAUAACUGAUUGAUAUGAAGUGCUAACUUGGUUCAUGGUAAAGUACAACAUAUACCUGGAAUCAAGUAACAAGUACUUAUUUUUAAAACUUACCAUGUAGUCAUGACUUUGCUUUGCAUCAAGCCCUCUCCUUCUUCGUUCUGUCUCUGUACAGGACUGACUUGUAGUCACAGAGCUCCGGAUGCCCACAGAUGGCCACAAUGAGUUUGUCCUCCAUUUCUGAUUCCCUCUGACAUUAGGAGAAGCUGCUCGUUCAUUAUGUCCGAUCAGUGUAUCACUUGAGAUGCAUUCUGAUGCCUCAUGUGAACAGUCUAAAGGUCCAGACACACCAAACCGACCUCAGAGAACUGGCGGUGAUGAAGACCCCUGCUGCGUCGCCUGAUGAUGCCGUGUCUCGGGCAAAAAGUUACUCAUGAACACACCACAAAGAUGACAACUGACGGCCAACCAGCAUGUCUGCUCUGCUUCCACUGAGAGGAAAUAACUCUCCACAGCAGCAGAAGGCGGUUGUCUGUAUUCAUCACUCCAAAAGGGAAAAAGGAAGAGCGUUUUGAUUCGAGUUAGCCAGUUAGCACAUUAACAACACAAUCAGACAUGCAGGAAAGGGCCACGGGCCAGAACCAAAUUUGUGGCCAUUGCAGCAAGGACACAGCCCCCGUACAUGGGGCGCCUGCUCCACCAGGUGAGCCAUUGGGCACCCCAGUGUAACGCUACAUUAACAGAGAAUUGACCUCACAGAUAACAACAAGCUUGCAAUGUGUAUGGUGAUAAGAGCACCACACUUAACAGCAACAUCUGUGGUGUUUGCUGGCAGAUCUGCUCCCAAAAAUGGGCUCUGAAAAAAGAUGCUGGGUGUGGCGCUUUGUCUCUAGGGGGCUACAUGCAGUCACAUAUGCUGUUUCCUUAUUGGGAACAAUUAAAACAAAGUCUCAAUCAUACAUUAUGAGUCUUCAUGAGUUAACUCUGUGGUGUCUGAAUUAAAGUGAUGUUAUCCAGCUCAUAUUACUCAGCACAUUUUUCUAAAGAAUGGACUAACUUUGAUAUUUGUACUAUAUAUAACGGGUUCAUCACUAAAAUUCAGAGUUAUUACAUUCUGCAACACUAUCACCAUCUAGGAUUUAAUAUUUGAUCAGAUUAAUGGAAGUAUUUAACCGUCUGUUUUACUGUCAGCAGCUCUGAAUGUCACAUAAUGAAGAAUCUGAUUUAACACGAACGAUGUUGUGAAUUAUAAUUGUUGGUGAACUCUGAGCUUUCAGGAUGUUUUGUUUGUAUUUAUAUAUGAUUAUAAUCAGGAUUAAUGGAUCAUGCUGAUGUAUGGAAGUUUGUGUAAAACUCAGUACUGAAUUCAGUAGAAUCAGGAAGCACCCACCUGAGGUAAACAAACAAACAAAAGUUUCAGUCAAAGGAAUUAAUCAUUAUAUCAUUCUUUCCUGGAAUGGACGGUAAUGUCAGAUAAGAUUAAUUAUUUAUUUCUCUUAGAGCAGUUGAUUAGCCCCAGAGCCACAUGUGGCUCUUUGGGUGACAAAAGAAUCAUACAAAAUGAAUAAUGCUUUGUUGUUGUUGUUGUUUUUCAUAUUUUAAUUUUUAUUAUUUAUAUUUGUUGUAGGCCAAAAGAAAUUCUUACAUUUGGGGUGAGAAAUAAAUAUUUUGAUAGUAAAG
Messenger RNA from Epinephelus fuscoguttatus (brown-marbled grouper), 6569 nucleotides. Its product is annotated as NLR family CARD domain-containing protein 3-like. The transcript has 13 exons. Lineage: Eukaryota; Metazoa; Chordata; Actinopteri; Perciformes; Serranidae. The record is from RefSeq and is a predicted model, not a curated record. Gene Ontology annotation, molecular function: protein binding. The coding region runs from base 214 to 3717 and encodes 1167 amino acids.